Molecule: messenger RNA, 3115 nt
Organism: Menidia menidia (Atlantic silverside)
Lineage: Eukaryota; Metazoa; Chordata; Actinopteri; Atheriniformes; Atherinopsidae
Source: the annotation of a GenBank genome assembly
CUGUACUUUAACAUCCCUUCUUCACCGGGCGGGAUUUCCGCAAUAAUAUCAAGUAUGGCGAAAACGUACGACUAUUUGUUUAAAUUACUGCUAAUAGGGGAUUCUGGCGUAGGGAAGACAUGCGUCCUGUUCAGGUUUUCGGAGGACGCCUUCAAUUCAACGUUUAUCUCAACAAUAGGCAUUGAUUUCAAGAUUAGGACGAUAGAACUUGACGGAAAGAAGAUAAAGUUGCAGAUAUGGGAUACGGCUGGUCAGGAGCGCUUCCGAACAAUCACAACAGCCUACUACAGAGGAGCAAUGGGCAUCAUGCUCGUCUACGACAUCACCAAUGAGAAGUCUUUCGAAAAUAUCAAGAACUGGAUACGUAACAUAGAGGAGCAUGCAUCGUCUGAUGUUGAAAAGAUGGUCCUUGGGAACAAAUGUGAUAUCAAUGACAAGAGGCAGGUGUCCAAAGACAGGGGAGAGAAGCUUGCUCUAGAAUACGGAAUCAAGUUCAUGGAGACCAGUGCGAAGUCCAACAUCAAUGUGGAAAACGCAUUUUUGACACUUGCCAGAGACAUCAAAUCAAAAAUGGAUACAAAAUUGGAGGGCAACACCCCACAGGGCAGCAGCCAUGGAGUCAAGAUCUCUGAGCCUCAGAAAAAGACCAGCUUCUUCCGCUGUAGCCUUCUCUGAGUCCUGAAGCCUUCCAUACUGGCCACGUGCUGGUGGACAUGAACGGACUGUGCUUGCUCCUAGCACUUCCUCUCCCUUCCAGUUGUUUUCCCAACCACGACCAGUUCUCCAGGUCAACUUAAACCACUGUCGUCUGUAAUGCAGAGGGCCUCCCCACCUCUCUUGCUCUUCUGAAAGCUUCCAGGGGAGCGCCUCUUCCAUGGGAUCCGCUGUCUUCUUAGGUCAUUUCGCUUGACUGGUGGUCAACCCCCACCUAAGCACGUUCCAGAUGUUGCAUUUCACUCUUAACUUUGUAUGAUGCACACUUAAUCACAGCAGGUAGCACAACCAGUGAUGAAAAACUUGCCUAAUUAUUGAAAUAGUUUCUUCUUUUUAUUUUUGGAUUGGAAUACAAAUGAGAUAUUGAGAUCUAUUUUUUAAUAGUGCUCUUUCCCCUUUUAUGUGACGAGCGCAUCCAGAGGCUGAUUGGCUUUAAUGAAACGUGAGCUGAAGUGGCUCACACCCUUAACAUCAGCAGCUGUGAAUCAGGGACUGUGCGGUCCAGUUCAGAUUGAUAGAUUUGUUUUGAUUUUUUACUUGCGUUCUCCUUGGUUUGUAUGUACACUGUGACAAUCAUUUAAUGUGACUAAAAAGUGCUUUGUCAUGCCCGAUCACUGCCUCCAGCUCUGUUUGCGCUGGUCUUUGUGCUGAAAAGCACAAAUUGAUACUUCUUUUGAACACGUGCCGCUUUUCUAAAGGUCUGCUCAACAUGCGUGAAAUUAAGCAGUUUCUCUUGAGGACCCCUAAAGUAACGAAUGUUUUGGAACAUUUAAGAAAUUACGACGUCAUUUAAAGGUAAAUUGAAAUCUAGAAUUCCCAUGCUACCAAGGAGAAGCCCUAAAGUUUAUAGGCAUUCGCAAUUUAAAAAAAGGUGAAUAUGAGUUAAUUUAGUUCCCAAGUAAGCCGUUUAAACCUUUUAAUAGUUUAGCUUUUCCUCUCAGCUCUGAUUCACAGCCAAGCUAAAUGACGCCUCUGGUUAUUUGACAAGCAGUUACGAUUACCUGAAGGUUCCCAUUCGAAGACCCCCCCCCGCUACCCAUGCAGCUCUCCUAGCACUUUAACAGUAAAUUGUGUUUUGUGUGUAGUCUGUGCCAAGUGAUAGGUUUGCAUUCAACAAUACAGUUUUGACCUUGGGAGUCUUGGUAAAAGAACAGACAUGUAAUACCAACCUUUACACAACCUUAAAAAAAAAAAAGACUUGAUCUCAGAUGCUAUCUCACUGUCCUGAUAUCUAUUGACUGAAACAUAUGCUUACUUUAACUGUAAUUUAUGUAAACUAUAUACAAUAUUUAGAUAUAGACUAUAAACGUUCAAAGCCUCUGUGUCUAAGCUACUGCCUGAAAAAUGUAGUUAUAAAACUGGUAUUUUGUCUGGUUAUCAUGAAAGCAGGCUUGACCUUAGCUCGUCCCAAUUAUCCCCACAUCGAUGUUUACUAUAACCAGAGUUUGGUUUGGCAGCUGGGUGGCGCCAGAAGCCCUAAAAGCAUCUUUGGCGACCAGCCAAAGUCAAAUUUGAAUCAGUAUUCUUUUUUUAAAAUUUAAUUUUCGAGAUCAGGAGCCACAGUUAAUCUGAAAUGUGCGAUAUAUGAGUAUUUCCUCUUGAAUCUCUCUCUGCUUCCACAUUACCUCAUGUUUGCAUCCCCACUUUUGUUUGUUUGUCUGAAAAUCAGGUUCCUGUAUGCACAUACGGUGAGAGGGAGUACCUGUGCUCGCCUGCACCUUUUUGAUAUCAAGUCAUUGGGGACCUCAUGAAUAUCAUGACCAUUUGUCUUAACCACUAGCACGCAGUUGUGUCAUGGGUGCGCUAUGCAUUGUGAAUCUUGGACCUGUGCAUAUUUGUGUACUGUUCUUUUCAGACACACUUAUAGGCCUGUGCAGUUAAACAUAUGGGCUUUUUGUUAUCGUUUAUCUUCUGUUCUCUGAGCCAAAAAAAAGAGACGGACACUUACUGCCUCGCGGAGGCUCGUUUAGCGGGAGUCUGAAAUGUGUAGAAAUUGCUGUUUUCUUGAUAAAGUGAUACUGUAGCUUUAAGUGAGAAACAGAACCGCAGGGCGCAGAUGUCUUCGACUCAAGCUGCAUCUUGUUUUUCUUCUUUUUUUUCUGGAACGAUGUACCCUGUUUGAUAUUUAUCUUUUCUUAUUCUUAAGAUUGCUAUCACAUGUCAUUAUAAAGUGAACAUCCCUUUUAACAGCCAUAUUUUCAUUCCAUCUGCUGUGACGUUGACGGGGAGCAUAACAGAUUUUUAAAAAGGAAAAAAAAAAAAGUUGGGAUUGGGUAUUGUAAAUAUGGAGGGGAAAAAAGAGAUCUACUUAAAUUGUACUGUACUUUCUAUACCCAUCUAAAAGUAUCUACAAUUUGUAGAUAUGUGUACUUUUGUUUUAAUAAAAUAAGCGAAAAGGCAA